AUGACAGAAUUACUCAAUAAUUUCGACUGUGCAAAUAACAACAGCACUAAUCCAGCCAACAAAGAUCUCUCAAUAACAUCAGCCUAUAAUAAUGAACAAAAUCUCUAUCGUUCGUGUUUAGUUGGUGAUUUAGAACGUGUUCAGUAUUUACUUCGAAGCAAUUCAUCAUCAUCAAUUGAUCUCAAUCGACAAAAUUCCGACGGUUUAACAUUGUUGCAUUUCGCCUGUUCGAAUAACUUCUACGGACUUGUUCAACUCCUCUUACAAUACGAUGCACAGAAUCAUAUUCGUGAUCAUCUUGGACGAACAUGUUUACACUAUGCAUCAAUCAAAGGUUAUCGGGCGAUUAUCAAAUUACUACUGCAAUCAAUCGAUGAUUCUGUCAAACAUGAUUUCAUUUAUAUCAAUGAUAAUCAAAAAAAAAGUGCACUUGAUUAUGCCUGUGAAAACGAUCAUAUUGAUUUAGUCGAAUUAUUCUUAGAAUUUACAAACGUAGACCAAUUUGACCUGACUUCAUCGUUAUAUUACUCGUGUCUCGAAGGUUAUUUAGACAUUUGCCAUUUACUAAUUAACAAACAACGCGAGAGAAAAGAGGCAUUUCUUUUACAAACAUCUUUCAUUCAAAGCAUUUGCCAUCGUGGUCAUAUAGAAAUCUUACGUUUAUUAUUCGAAUACUUCUCUCUCGCCCAAGAACAACGGCAUUGUGGAAACAGUACAUUGUUCUAUUGUAUUACAACAUUGGAUCUUAUUUUGGUUCGCAAACUAUUGGAACGGCAGGCGCGUUUAACCGAAAAAGAUAUUCACGAUUUAAUAACAUUCUGUCCAUUAAAUGAUCAAAAUCAUUUCUAUAUCGACCAUUACUUUGACUGUUUGGAAUUACUGAUUCGCUACCGCUUGAACUUCGAUGAUCAAAAAAUUUGUAAAUAUUUCAUUCGAGAAUUAUGUGAAAAAUGUACAACAGUUUUAAUUGGCAAGAAACUUCGCUAUUUAUUCGCUUUAGCACUUUACACAGGCUCGAUUCAAUUGCAUCGUCGGUCAACAGUCAAAUGGUGUGGGGAAAUCAGUAUUGUCACUAAACGUCACGUGAACUUAGUGGAUGUUUUCAAACAAACAACGAAGAAUUGGUCGUUGAAGCAUAUCCUAAGAUUGAAAAUUCGUCGUUCGAUGAAAACGUUCAAUCUUGAACAAAUUAAACAAUUACCCGGCUUACAACCAAACCACAUGGAAUUUCUUAGUUUUGAAUACUUGUGA
Adineta ricciae is the source of this 1251-nucleotide messenger RNA. The record is from the annotation of a GenBank genome assembly. Lineage: Eukaryota; Metazoa; Rotifera; Eurotatoria; Adinetida; Adinetidae.